Messenger RNA from Rubroshorea leprosula, 974 nucleotides. The record is from the annotation of a GenBank genome assembly. Lineage: Eukaryota; Viridiplantae; Streptophyta; Magnoliopsida; Malvales; Dipterocarpaceae.
ACUGCAUAAGCAAACCACAAACUGAUCCUUGCAUUUGGCGCAGACUUGUGUUUUAGCCAUGGCAUGUCAUCAUCGCCUUCAAUUCUUUGUUUUACCACUUCUGCUGGUCACUUUGUUUACAAUGAACAGCAGCAGCUUCUUAGUUGCGGCUCGUCAUCUUCUAGAGACAACUGUGCCAGGGAUUCCUACAUUGCCUAAGGUUGAGCUGCCACCAUUGCCUGAAAUUCCAACUUUGCCAAAGCCUGAAGUGCCAGAGAUACCUAAGCCUCAAGUCCCUAAGUUGCCAGAGAUACCUAAACCUCAAGUCCCUAAGUUGCCAGAGAUCCCAAAACCUCAAGUUCCUGAGUUGCCAAAGCCUGAACUACCCAAGUUGCCUGAGCUGCCAAAGCCUGAAUUGCCUACGUUUCCUGAGCUUCCAAAGCUUGAAGUUGCAAAGACUGAAGUGCCUAAAUUGCCAGAGAUACCAAAACCUCAAGUUCCCGAAUUGCCAAGGCCCAAACUACCUAAGUUGCCUGAGCUACCAAAACCUGAAUUACCUAAGCUGCCUGAGUUGCCAAAACCUGAAAUACCACAAGUGCCAGAGUUGCCAAAGCCUGAAGUGCCCAAAUUGCCUGAGUUGCCAAAACCUGAAGUUCCCAAAUUGCCUGAGCUGCCUAAACCUACUACUCCUUGAACCUUGAAAACCGCCUUCUGUUAGUUGUUGUUCAAUUUCCAUAUGGUGCUGUUACCACUUACAACUCAUUUUGUACUCUUAUCUGGAGUGUGUUUCAUACUUUCGUUAUUGUAUGUUUGCAUUAAUUUAAUGAACCUCCAUGCCGAGAGGUAGAUUUAUUUUAUUUGUAUUAUUUGAGUGGAUCCAUUUAUCAGGAAAUUUGUUUUAAUAUCCAUAGAUAUAUUAUUUAGAGACUUCACUUCCCUCUGUUCUCUGAGGUUUGAGUCCCCCAAAUAUCAAAGAAUAAAGAGCGCAAUUCUGU